CAUUCGCUCCCCGACCGCGGCAGCGUGCACAUGUUUCAACGUACGCCGUGUUUCAGUAAACACACGAUCGCGAAAAAACUUUUCGGUGCGGUGACGAACUAUUGAGUUAUAAGCUAUAGAAUUUAGAUCUUCGAAAUAUGAACACAAUACAAUAGUGCUGUGAGUUUUGCUAAGUGAAAAGAGACUGAUCAGCGGCUGCACUGAAGAGCCUAAUUACGAGCUAGGCUAAUUGGCGGGACCGGCGUUUCAUGAAGUGCGAGAGGCGGACGCCGCAGCAGGCAAGCGGCGGCAGUCCAGGGCUGGGUUCUCAAAUGCUCGCCAUGGAUGUGACAAAGGAGGCCCGCGCAUCUCCCCUCCCAGCUGGCAGCCAGACCGGCUCCUCAGCGGCCGCGCAGCCUUCUCAACCACAGCAGAUAUGUGCUGGAUGCAGCAAGGUGAUCACGGAGAGGUACCUGUUGAAGGCGCUGGACCAGCUGUGGCAUGAAGACUGUUUAAAGUGCGGCUGCUGUGACUGUCGGCUUGGGGAGGUUGGACACACACUGUACACGCGGGCGAAUCUUAUACUUUGCAAGAGGGAUUAUUUGAGGCUUUUCGGCAACACGGGCUACUGCGCAGCGUGCAAUAAGGUGAUCCCGGCGUUUGAGAUGGUGAUGCGCGCGCGCAGUAACGUCUACCAUCUCGAGUGUUUCGCGUGUCAACAGUGUAAUCAUAGAUUCUGCGUCGGCGAUCGGUUCUACCUGUGCGAAAACAAGAUCCUGUGCGAAUACGACUACGAAGAGAGGUUGGUGUUCGCCAAUAUGGCGUACAAUCCUCCGCCGCUUGCGCAUCUUAAGAGGCAGACCACACACCUGCCACCGCCACCGACAAGCAACGCAAUGAGCCUCAUGAACGGCUCCAGCCGCUCCGGCGACCUAAACAACAACAUGUCCGGUUCUUCCCCCGCGCCGUUCGCACCUCCCCCGCACCUCAAGCCCCUCGGCCUCUCUGCGUCCAGCUGAGACUAUCGCGUUUGAGACGUCCACCCCUACGUCAAGUACCAUAACUGAACAAACGCACUUGUGAACUAUACGAGAACGAGUGAAAUUACUCAGUGUUGCGUGAUACACAGGGAAGUGUCCAAACUGAACGACUCAACUACAUAAUAUGAACUGUUUCAAUUUUCGGUACAACUCAAUUUGAUAAGUGUAAAAAUGUUUCGAACGUUUCGUUGUACGUCAGUAGUGUUGUUACAAAGCUAAUGCCAAAACUCGAUGUUCGGGAGCUGGAGGUGCUCCCGUUAGACAAUUAAUUUCUUCCUAUGUGAAAGAUUUAGAUAGACUUUUAUUAAAACGUAAUAAAUAAAAUGUUUUAAUCUCAUAAGAUGAUCUCAUAAGGGCAAUCUCGACUUAGAAUAUAUUUGAUGAAUAAGUAAAGAUCCGAUUUUUAAAAGCAAAUAAAUACGCGGGGAAGACUGCAUUAUUAAGAGUUUAAUUUGGAAAGUUAUUGUUUUCUAAAAUGCUUUUACGUGCAUUAAAAUAAAAAUGUUUAAUGAAUUUUAGUAAUAAUAAUUACUUAAUCUUAUGUAAAUAUAGAAAAUGUGUUUUCAAUAUUUUUGUUAUAUAACUAUCAAUAUGAAGCGAGCUGAUUCAAAGAUCAAUUUUAUUUUAAUUUUGCAAUACAUAUUUUUUUACUAAUGUAACUUUUUGGCCUGGCCACUUAUUUCUUCAUACGCUCGCCACCUUGUUAUUUCGUUUUGUACCUUUAAUGUAUAUUACUGUUAAGUUUACUAUAAACAUUGUUGUAAUGUUUGUAUUAUUUAUGUAAAUAAAAGUAUUCAUAAGUAGACUAUUUGUAUCUUACAAUAAAUGACUUUACAUUGGUGUAUAUUAUGAAAUAUGUAAACAUAGUAAAAUGUGGAAAUAACUGUUAUAAAGUUUUCAUAAUUAAUCAUAAUAGUUCAAAUUAGUUUGUUUAGUCAUAUUUUAAAUCCUCGUAUUAUGUACUAAUAAUUUACAGUUCCGCAUUUAUGUAAGUAGGUAAAAAUCUCAUGCAUUCCUAACUGUAUAAUGUUGCUAUCAUGUGAACCUUAUGUGAACAAUUUACAUUAAAUGUGUCAGAUUCUUUCCAAACCAAUGAUAUGACCAAAGAAGUAGCUGAUUAAAGCCUUGUUCAAAAUCAAA
This is a messenger RNA of Maniola jurtina (meadow brown), 2159 nucleotides long. It is a transcript of the gene Bx, whose product is annotated as LIM domain only protein 3. The transcript has 6 exons. Bases 249 to 998 code for a protein of 249 amino acids. Lineage: Eukaryota; Metazoa; Arthropoda; Insecta; Lepidoptera; Nymphalidae. Gene Ontology annotation, cellular component: nucleus. Gene Ontology annotation, biological process: positive regulation of transcription by RNA polymerase II. Gene Ontology annotation, molecular function: DNA-binding transcription factor binding; transcription coactivator activity. The record is from RefSeq and is a predicted model, not a curated record.